AUGCAGCCAUGGCUCUGGCUGGUCUUCAGUGUGAAGCUGGCAGCUCUCUGGAGCAGCUCUGCCCUCAUUCAGACCCCUCCGUCCCUGCUGGUUCAAACCAACCAUACCGCAAAAAUGUUCUGUGAGGUUAAAAGCUUCUCUAAGUCAACAGUCAUCUACUGGCUGAGAGAGCACAGUAGGACAAGCACCAAGGACAAGCAAUUUGAGUUCCUGGCCUCCUGGAGUUCUUCCAAAGGAGUUACAUACGGUGAAAGGGAGAAGAAGGAUAUAAUUCCAUCAACCGGACCCUCUCUCAGUAUCAUGAAUGUGAAACCAGAGGACAGUGACUUCUACUUCUGCGCGGCAGUUGGGAGCCCCAAGAUGGUCUUUGGGACAGGGACGAAGCUGACUGUGGUUGAUGUCCUUCCCACAACUGCCCCAACCAAGAAGACUAACCCGAAGACGAAGAAGAAACAAUGCCCACUCCCCAACCCAAAGAUCCAGAAGGGCCUGACUUGUAGCCUCAUUACCCUCAGCCUGCUGGUAGCCUGCAUCCUGGUUCUGCUGGUAUCCCUUGGUGUGGCCGUCCACUUUCACUGUGUGCGGAGGAGAGCCCGAAUUCGCUUCAUGAAACAGUAA
Molecule: messenger RNA, 618 nt
Organism: Arvicanthis niloticus (Nile rat)
Lineage: Eukaryota; Metazoa; Chordata; Mammalia; Rodentia; Muridae
Gene: Cd8b
Product: CD8 subunit beta
Biological process (GO): regulation of immune response
Cellular component (GO): cell surface
Molecular function (GO): coreceptor activity; MHC class I protein binding
Source: RefSeq, a predicted model, not a curated record